This is a messenger RNA of Catharus ustulatus (Swainson's thrush), 5595 nucleotides long. RefSeq names its product interferon-induced very large GTPase 1-like. Bases 266 to 4912 code for a protein of 1548 amino acids. The record is from RefSeq and is a predicted model, not a curated record. Lineage: Eukaryota; Metazoa; Chordata; Aves; Passeriformes; Turdidae. The transcript has a single exon.
UCUCUGUGUCUCUCUCUGUGUCUCCGUGUGUGUGUCUGUGUUUUCUCUGGGACACACGCUCACUAUGGGGUUGAUCCUACAAAUAGGAAAGCAGCAGGCACAUCCAGGCUGCUGGGAAGGACACCCUGCCUCUUGUGCCAUCCCAGGCCAGGCUCCAACAGCCAGGUGGAGCAACUCCAGGGGCACAGCUGCUGCAGAGCCUCUGCCAGGAGGCCGGGGCCGCUGACAACACCUCAGGGAAAGUCUCUUUGCUUCCUCCACAGCCAUGGCUUCACAAAAGGACACACAAGAGGAAGAUGCAAAGGCCCAGCUCCUGGCACAGGCAUUUCAGAAGGAAGGACUGGAUGCUGGAUUCUGGCUGCCCAAAGUGUCUCAGAUUCUGGGAAUUGAGUGCAAAGAAGCCCUGCAACAUCUGGAAUAUGAAGACUACCUCAAGCUGGAGUGUGAGGUACGGCACCCCUGGGAGAAAAAGGCGCUCCGGAAACUCCUGAAUAUAACAGAUGACAAAACAGCCUCUAAAGAGCUGCAGAAGGAGCAUGUGGAGAAGACAAAGCAAAGGCAAGAAGUGGCCAAACAAGCCCUGAAAGAUCUGACAGAAAUGCUCAACAGCCACAGCCACAGUGAGGAUGUGCUGAGGGAGCAAGCAGAGACUCUGUGGCGAGCCAUGGAGAUUCCCAAAGAGUUCUGGCCAUCACCUAAGGAACCCUUGGCAGAUAUGCUGCAGAGCAUCCAUAAGCAGCUGGAGCAGCAGCAGGAGAUGUCAGCAGGCAGGAGGGAGAAGAUCCCUGACACUGAGGUGCUGAGGCGGGCGUCGGGGGGACUGGCCCUGCAGGGCAUCUACAGAACCAGCAGAGCUGGAGAUGUGCUGGCAACACGAGAGCAGCUCCUCAGGGUUCCUGAGGGAUUCCAGCUCUCUGGUCCAGAGCAAGGAUCAGUGCUUGAGAGGAGGGAGUUCUCAUCCUCUGCAGCAGAAUCCACUUUCACCAAGUCCAUGGAGCAGCUGGGGUACAGCAUGAGUGUUUCUGCCAAAUUUGCAUUCUUGGGGAUUAAUCUGGGGGUGGGUGUAGAUCACAGUAGCUCCUCACAGUCACAGGACACCCACCAGUCCCACUCUGAGCAGAGCUACUUCUGCACCACCAAGUUCCAGUACAUCCCCCUGGCCUCCUGCUACUUCCAAAGGCAUCAGCUUCGCCUCUCGGAUGCGGCUCUGCGGGAGCUGCAAGACAUGGAGCAGAUUUUGGGGGUCACUGGGAAAGAAGAUAACUCCACCAUUGUGAAGAUGUGUGAGAGGUUUUUCAGCAGGUUUGGAUCCCACAUAAACCAGGGUCCCCUCCACUUUGGGGGAAUAUUCUGGUGGAAGGCGUCCACAGAAGGAUUCAGAGCCGAGCAGUGGGAAGAGGUGAAGCGACAAACAACUGAAGCACUGAACAGCUUUGUCAGGAAGAGCUAUGGUGACCUCCUGGGAAGUGCUGCAGGGGACCUGGAUGUUUCCAUAUCCAUCUCACAGGCUUCUGUCCGGGGAAGAGCCAGAGAGAGUUCCCAUUCAGCCAUUCAGCUCUACAUGGCCAACACAGGGGGUCCAGCAGACACAACUUCUCUUCCUCAGUGGAAAACGGGGCUCGUGUCUGAUAACACAACGUGGUGCGUUAUCGACCGUGGCUUUGAGCUGAUCCCAGUGUGGGACGUCAUCCUGUGCAAUCACCGCGGGGAUUUUGAGUCUGUUGGUCAGAUGAGCAGAGCCCUCAGGGAUGUGUACAAAGUGCUGACGAAUGAGAGCAUUGGCACCAUUUUUGGAGAGGAACUGGGCAGUGCAGUGCAAGAGGCCAGAGAUUUCAUGGAGAUUGUGAAGGCCUGGGAGGUGACAGUGGAUGAAAGGAAGCUGCUCAGGCUGAUAAAGCUGAAAGAUGAUCUGAAUGCAAAAACCAGGAACCACAGUGUGUGGAUUAACGUGUGCCUGUCCCACAAAGCCCUGCAGGACUUCCUGGUGAACACUGUGCGGAGCUGCCAGAAGUCACCUCCAGAAAACACCACCUUUAUCAAGGUAAUGCUGAGAAGCCUCCUGGAUCCUCAUAUCUACUCUGUCAAGGACUUCCCUGAGGCUUCUUUCAUUAUGCAAUGGAUCUUCCAGACUGGGCAGCUGCUUCCCAGACCUCCCAAUAUCUCUGAGCUUCAAGGCCUCACUAAAACACUGCGGGAAAUGACUGAUGACUUCCUGAGACAGACCCCUGCAACCAAGCUGGCGUUCUGCCAACUGGCGCUGCCUCUGCUGCUGCCCAACCCGGGCACUUCACAAAUCGAGUUCCCGCUCUACGCCCUCAGUCAAAUCCAACAGAGCUGGAAAGUGGCAGAGAAGUCAGGAAAGCAGGCCCAAACAAAGAGUUAUAAAAACAAACUCAUCUUCCAGGCACAGACUCCCAUCGUGUCCUUCAUCCGCAUUGGCAGUUCGGCCUCCUCUUCAAAGUCUCAGCUCCUGAACGCUCUGCUGAGCAAACGCAAACACGACACUUUCUUCCACCGCCACUGCAGAGGCAGCACCAGAGAGCGCUUGCUGAUGGAAGGGGUGGUGGAGAUCGCCUGGUAUUGCCCCUGUGGAAGCCUUGAUGACACCUUUGAGAGCUCUGUGGCUUUCUGUAACCUGCAUGGAGACGCCAGGGAUCACGGAGCACAGCUGCAGUUCCUGCAGGACAUCUCUGCUGUCACCGUGGCUCUUGUGUCUGAUUUGGAGCAGAUGGACACCAGGGGGAAAAAGCUUCUGCAGGAGCUGUGGCAGUCACAAAGGCCUUUGGUUUGUCUUCUCAUGGAAAAAGAGAAUGUUGCAGCUGGAAAAACCAGCAAAAAAAUAAAAAUAGGGAUCAAGAACAGAAAUGAAGCAGAACUGAUGGACCAGCUGACCAAAAUUAUCAGGGAUCUCCUGGAAGGGUCAAAGCCGUGUUUCAGCCUGGAUGCCUGCGCAGACAAAGCUCGCCAGCAUGGAUUCGUGGUGGAUGCAGAUCAACCUGCGUGUGUGGCAGUCAAAGUAAAGGCAAAGGACCCAGUGAAACUUCUGAAGAAAGAGAAGCUGUCUGAUAUCAAACCCCAGCUGAAAGAACUAAAAGAGAGCCUUCUUAAUGAAACAAAUAAGAAAUGUGAGGAUCUUACUGAGCUACAGCAGGAGCAGAGGAAACUGGAUGCAAGGAAGCGGGAAUAUGAAGAUGAGCUCCUGAGAAGGAGUAGGGAGCUGGCUGUGACUCUGAAAGGGAAGAGCCUCAGUGAGACACAACUGAACAACUACUUCACUCUUGUCUGGAACUGUUGGAUUGCUGAAAUCUUCUGGACUGCUGGUCCUCCAGAAGGGGUGGAUAUCGAUGCAGAAAUCGAUGGCAUCCUUUUAGAGUACUUUGAGGAGCCAGGUUUCCAUGCAAGGAUCAGGUCAUCUAUGAAAGAGAGAGGAUUUUCAUUUGACAUGGAGAAACACGUCAUAAAGAAAAAGGUACGAGGCUUUUACCCAGAUCCCAAGAGCAUUUCCAAUUCUGAUAUGAUCAACUUAAAGCAGAUCACGGACAACAUCAUAGCACGUGUGAGGGCAAACAUUGAUAAGAAGGAACAAGCGAAACAAGAUUACAGUCAAAAUUUUAUUCAUGAAAUACUCAAUGAAGUACAGAAAGGUGUAAACUCUGCCCCCAGCAAUGCAAAAUGUACUUUUAACAGAGAGUACAGCAUAGAUUUGUCUCUGUAUCUGUGCAAAAUGGCAGCAGAAAGGUUUAAAGCCAUGCACGAAGCAUUCCAAAAGGCAAAUGACCCAGUCAUGUACCUGAACAGCAAGAGAGAAGAUUUCUUCCAAUGUUUCCAGAUUUCCUGCCAAGGAGCCACUUCAAUCACAACUUUUGUUGUUUUCCUUUGUGGCAAGAUUGAACCAGCUCUUCGCAAGGCAGUCUUUGAGAGGACGGCUAGAGGCAUUGCUGAGGACAUUAAGAGCAAAUUCCCAGACUUCAGGAGCAACAGAGCCAAUCUGGAAGUUUGUAUCCUGAGAUAUCUGGCCAAACAAGAAAAUUUUGAGUAUUUCAAGCAGUACCUCACAUCUCCAAAAGAGUUUUUUCAGAGUUACAUUGAGACACGAGUUAAGAGUCAUUGUUUAGAUGGGAGUAAGAGGCUGAGGAUGUUUUUAGAUCCCUCCCUUGAAUCUCUCUAUGGAAACAUCCUGUCAGCUGUUUGUCUAUCAACCCAAAUUGUCAAAGACAGAAAAGACAGAGAAGACAAAAUCUCCCUUUGGCUGGAUGAAUUUUGCAGGCAACUGGCAGAGGUGAUCAACUUGCCCAGAAGUGAGCUGAAGGGCAUUGAGCACCAGGAGGUCACAGACAUUGAAUUUCUGAGCAGUGCCAUGGCAGAAGCUCUGUAUGACCUGAGGGACAGGCUCAUGAAAGAAUUGGGUGAUGCUGACAUGAGCUCAUUUUCAAGGCAGCCUCACAACAUCCUGGCAGAGCAUUUUUCAGGGUGCUGGGAGCAGUGUCCCUUCUGUGGGGCUGUCUGCACAAACACCAUCCAGAACCAUGAUGGAGACCAUCAGCCAGUCUUCCAUCGCCCACAAGCUUUGACGGGUUUCAGAUGUAGGACAUAUUUGUUUUCCUUAAUGUAUAAUCCACAAACACUGAUCAUUGAUACUUGUUCCAGCCUUAUAGUAAGUGAUGCCUUAUUCAAAGUUCAUGAUUUCCUAUUGACCCCUUACAGAACAUAUCGUGAUGCUGGACCUCCUUAUUCCACUUGGAACAUUCUUCCUGAUUCACCCACCCAGGCGUACUGGAAAUGGUUUGUGUCUCAUUUCAGGACACAGCUGGAAGAUUUGUACAAUGGGAAAUUUCAGGGCGAAGGAGAAAUCCCUGAGGCAUGGCAGAGAAUUACCAAGCAGGAAGCACUGUCUGAGCUGGACAGGCUUUAGGUCACAUCCAUGGGAAGGAAGAACCACAGCAGCUUUGCAGUUUAGGAGAACUUUUUACCAGGCUCUCCACAAAAUGCAGUUACAAUGACAACGUUCUCAAGCCCGGUGAAGACAAUGGUAUCCAAUUUUCCCCAGAUUUGGUGAAAUAAGGCACAUUACUGUAGCCAUCACUCUGCAUUUCCCUCGCUUCAUGAGAAACCCAGAAUCCUCCUGCCUUCUUGCCAUAAACAUUUCCCUCUGCUUUGUCCUACAGCCAAACCAAAACCCCUCCUUGGGGUGAUCAGCCUCGUGGCCAAGCCUGAGCCCAAGGGCAAGGGCAGGGGCAAAGGCAGCACUCAAAGCACCCCUUGCCUCAUCUGCGGUGACACAAGAAGGGGCUGUUGGAGUGUGAAAACACAGGGCUCUUUGAGCCCCUCAGAGAGAGAACAGUAUGUAGAAAUUGAAUUAAAGUUUUUAGCGAAAUUAAAACAUAUUAAGCCACACAGACAUUAAAUAGAGGUGUAAGUUUUAGUUUUAAGUAAGUAGAUGUUUUAUUAAGAUGCAUAGCUAUGAAGUAGGAGUAUAAAUCUUGGUUUUAAGUAAGUAAAAAUAUGAUUUAGGUGCCUUUACGAGCAAAAGCCUUUCAAUGUGGUGCAAAAAACAAGCUUCUGUGUGAGCUCAAAAACAAAAACAAGUUUCAAAAA